This is a messenger RNA of Alligator mississippiensis (American alligator), 1810 nucleotides long. RefSeq names its product glutaminyl-tRNA amidotransferase subunit QRSL1 (gene QRSL1). Gene Ontology annotation, biological process: mitochondrial translation; glutaminyl-tRNAGln biosynthesis via transamidation. Gene Ontology annotation, cellular component: mitochondrion; glutamyl-tRNA(Gln) amidotransferase complex. The record is from RefSeq and is a predicted model, not a curated record. Gene Ontology annotation, molecular function: glutaminyl-tRNA synthase (glutamine-hydrolyzing) activity. The coding region runs from base 79 to 1650 and encodes 523 amino acids. Lineage: Eukaryota; Metazoa; Chordata; Crocodylia; Alligatoridae. The transcript is spliced from 11 exons.
CCCGGCGAUCCAAGAUGGCGGCGCCCAUGGUUUCCUAAGUCCAGCGGCAGGUUUCCGGCCGGGAGUGGUACUGUGGGCAUGUUGCGCGCCGCCCUCCGAGAAGUGUCGACAGCACUAAAGGAGGGCCAAGUGAGUCCAACAGAACUUUGUCAACGAUGUCUGUCUCUUAUCAAAGCCACCAAAUGUCUUAAUGCGUACAUCACUGUAACAGAAGAUACUGCAUUAAGGCAGGCUGAAGAAUCUGAGAAGAGAUAUAGGAGAGGUCAGUCACUGGGGGAUUUAGAUGGAAUUCCUGUUGCAGUAAAAGACAACUUUAGCACAACUGGCAUUGAAACAACAUGCGCAUCAAACAUGCUAAAAGGUUAUAUUCCUCCUUACAAUGCUACUGUAGUUCAAAAAUUAUUGGAUCAGGGUGCUGUGCUUAUAGGAAAAACAAACCUAGAUGAAUUUGCUAUGGGAUCUGGGAGCACUGAUGGGAUAUUUGGACCAGUUAGAAACCCAUGGAGUUAUUCAAAACAGUACAGGGAAAAAUGUGGGCAGAACUCCCAUCUUGAGAAUGAAGACUCCAGUUGGCUGAUAACAGGAGGAAGCUCAGGAGGUAGCGCUGCUGCUGUAUCAUCUUUCACAUGCUUUGCGGCUUUGGGAUCAGAUACAGGAGGAUCCACCAGAAACCCAGCUGCUCACUGCGGAGUAGUAGGUUUAAAACCAACCUAUGGAUUGGUGUCUCGUCAUGGUCUCAUUCCUCUAGUGAACUCCAUGGACGUACCAGGGAUUUUAACCAGAUGUGUGGAUGAUGCUGCAACUGUGUUGGGUGUGCUUGCUGGGCAUGAUCCUAAAGACUCUACCACAGUGCAAGACCCCUUUAAUCCAUUUAAAUUACCCAGUGUCAUAGAUGUCGGCAAGCUCUGCAUAGGAAUACCAAAGGAAUACCACAUACCUGGGUUGUCUAGUGAAACUCUGAAAGUCUGGUCGAAAGCUGCUGACCUCUUUGAGAAUGCAGGUGCUAGAGUAAUUGAAGUGAGUCUACCGCACACUUGUUAUUCUAUUGUCUGCUAUCAUGUGCUGUGCGCAGCAGAAGUUGCAUCAAAUAUGGCCAGAUUUGAUGGACUGGAAUAUGGACACCGUUCCAAUAUGGACAAGUCAACAGAAAGCAUGUAUGCUGCAACACGACGAGAAGGGUUUAAUGAUGUUGUAAGGGGAAGAAUUCUAUCAGGAAACUACUUUUUGCUGAAGCAGAAUUAUGAGAAAUAUUUUAUCAAGGCCCAAAAAGUGAGGCGUCUCAUUGCCAAUGACUUUGUGAACGUCUUCAGUAGUGGUGUUGAUGUUUUGCUCACUCCCACCACUCUGAGAGAUGCAGUUCCUUAUGUGGAGUUCAUCAAAGAAGACAAUAGAACCCGCAGUGCACAGGAUGAUAUUUUUACGCAGGCUGCAAACAUGUCAGGGCUGCCAGCUGCAAGCAUUCCUACCGCACUUUCAGAGAAAGGCUUGCCAAUUGGGCUUCAGUUUGUUGGACGAGCGUUCCAGGAGCUGCAGCUUCUCACUGUAGCCAAAUGGUUUGAAAAACAAGCAAAAUUCCCUAUCCUUCAACUACAGGAAAUGCUAGAUCAUGCUGAUGCUCUCUCCCAUCAAAAAAUCAGCCUUUCUUCAUAAUUUAGGGUAACGAAUAUGAAAAGGAUCUUUCAGUUGGUUUUGUUUUGUAUAAAUGAUAAUCUAGAUUCUGAAAAUAUGCAUUAGUGCAAAAUGGAUUCAUGAAAGCUGUUAGUAUGUAAUUAAAUUGAAGUGAACCCCAAAUUAAAUUAUGUUUAUAAGA